Messenger RNA from Lolium perenne, 1200 nucleotides. RefSeq names its product F-box/kelch-repeat protein At2g43270-like. The record is from RefSeq and is a predicted model, not a curated record. Gene Ontology annotation, molecular function: protein binding. NCBI's taxonomy places the organism in Eukaryota, Viridiplantae, Streptophyta, Magnoliopsida, Poales, Poaceae.
AUGUACAUGAAGACCACAAACAAGACGGGAUUUAUGCCAAAUCAUAAGAGGUUAUGCAGGCCAACCCGCCUCCCUGAGAUUCCAGGUGACCUUAUAUCAGAGAUCCUCGUUCGCCUCCCGGUGAGAUCGCUCCUGCGGUUCAAGUCGGUGUGCAGGACCUGGCACGCCACCAUCUCCGGCCGAUCCUUCAUCAGCACGCACCUCCAGCGCUCAUUCUCCGACCACCAGCGCCACCCGUCCUUCCUGAUCAGCCCGGAUUUACAGGCAAAAAAAGAGCCAAACAAAAUCAGACUAUACCGAUGGCAGAAGGGUCAAGACAGCGCGAGGCUCGUGUACACGCUGGACCUCCAACGAGACUCCGCUCCAGUUGAAGUCUACAUGCUUGGCCAUUGCAACGGACUCGUGCUAGUUCCCACGGACACCAAGAUGCACGUCCUCAACCCCUCCACCAGGGAGCUUCUCACGCUGCCCGAGAGCACCCGCGGCAUGCUCUCGCCAUCCUCCAUAUUCCGCUCGAUCGUCGGCCUUGGUCUCGAUCCGUCUACAAACAACUACAAGGUUGUCCGGUUCUUUUCCUAUCCAUCGGAUCUGUCCCGCAUUGGAAUGGAGAUUUGUACGAUCAAUGAAACCGGCAGAGCUUGGAGGAGCAACGUUGCAGAUCCACCGUACCCUAUUUCCGAUUACCAAACCGCUACAUUCUUCCAAGGCUCUCUUUUUUGGACCCUCGACGAGCUUAUUCUCAUGCCACCCCCGGAGUGCCGAUUGCUUCGCUUCUGCUUAAAAGACGAAGUAUUUAGCUUUGUUAUGCACCCUCCAUGCCCUGGUCUUGACGACGGCGAUGAAUUCACCUUAAAUGUGCUAGACGGUGAAUUGUGCCUAGCUCAGUUUGACUCUUCGCAGCGGAUGGUGAUGUGGAUGACAAAUGACGCCGUGAACCCACAGUGGGAUCGCCGAUACGUCCUUCAUAUUGAGCCCUCCCUCACCAUAGCAAUUUCACACCAUGGGUUGCUUUUGGUGGAUCGGCAUCGUGUCUUCCAGUAUGAUUUCCAAAGUCAGAAAACAGAGGAUGUGGCUCGCUUGGAUGGCCUAAAGUAUGAUGGACCUGGGUCAAGCACCAUAAAGUAUGUGCGUCGAUGCACUUGCUUUGUCGAUGUAGUUCCUUGCAUCGAGAGUCUCAUUGCCAUAGACAGUGCAGUGUGA